AUGCCAAACUGUCUCCUGAAGUCCAAAUCUCUCCGCUCGGAUGAGGACAGCUUGAGCAGCAAGUACGGAAUGGACCCUGGUCUAGCCUUAGCGGCUCCUCGUCUCUCGUCUAUUUCACCAGUGAGCGGCUACCCCACCAUCUUCGAUGAUUUCGUCGUUGAACAUGAUUCCGGCUUCAAUUAA
Messenger RNA from Cadophora gregata, 183 nucleotides. RefSeq lists its product as uncharacterized. Lineage: Eukaryota; Fungi; Ascomycota; Leotiomycetes; Helotiales; Ploettnerulaceae. The transcript has 2 exons. Bases 1 to 183 code for a protein of 60 amino acids. The record is from RefSeq and is a predicted model, not a curated record.